Messenger RNA from Morchella sextelata, 3504 nucleotides. RefSeq lists its product as uncharacterized. NCBI's taxonomy places the organism in Eukaryota, Fungi, Ascomycota, Pezizomycetes, Pezizales, Morchellaceae. The transcript is spliced from 7 exons. Bases 1 to 3504 code for a protein of 1167 amino acids. The record is from RefSeq and is a predicted model, not a curated record.
AUGGCAUCGCUCAAUCAUGACUCUGAGUUGAUGAUGCAGCACGUCGCUGCUGUAGCAGUUCCUAACUCCUCCCGCUUUGUUACGGUGAAAAAUCAUGAUGGUAGUCCAAUGGUCUUCUCUCUCGGAACGGACAAAAGGCUUUAUCUCAUCAUCAAUAACCGUGGCGGUCAGCGCAUCCUCAUGGAUUUUGGCUAUGACCUUCUUAGACUCGAUAAAGACUAUAAGGUGUAUGCCUUCGACGUUGCACAGGACAUAGACUCCACACUCUACAUCAUCUUGGCUACGGAAGAUCAAAGCUCUGGAUCUGAUCUUAUUGUUCUUACACCGUUCAAACCGGAGGAGUAUGAUAUGGCUGAAAAGUCAACAGAUCUGCGUUUACUUAAGAUGGCGCAAAAGGGGAAACCCACGAAGACGAUUGUCAAGUCAAUAUAUAUGACAAACUGCAGUAGGGCCCCUGGGCAGCUCUACCCUCCAGUUAUAUUUGCAUUCCAGCCGCUGCAUCGCGUUUCUAAGACAGAGGACGUAGCUCGACUGGUUGCUGAUAAAUCUUCCAACACCUGGGACAUUGAAUAUGACCUUAGCUUGCCUGUGAAUGCGUUCAAAAUGCUAGCAAUACAGCCCGUCAACCUACCCUUGAGAGUCGAUGGGCCCUUGCCAGGAUUUGUGGCAAUCUAUGAAAUUCAAGGGCUUCUUCAAUUAAUCUUCAUGGCAACUAAGAUGAUGAACAGCACCUAUACCAAAGUCACUCUGAAAUGUCCUCCCGGGGCGGCGACCCUAUCCACCUUCAUCAACUCUGACGGCUAUACCGAUCUCCUUGUAGGCGGGGCAGGCCUGUACCAUUUCACAGCCAAGCAAAUCUUGAAAAAAGACGAGGAUUAUCAACAGCUCAGCAACAGCGGGGUUUUCUCAUCAAUCAAUCAACUCCAUGUUACACAGACCACUGAAGGAAUUUCUGCCUGGGCUGCCAACUCCGCAAACGGUAUCGGCUAUCUCACAGCGGGACUAACAUUCGAGACACACACAGAACCCGUACAGGUCAUCCCCGACUCACAGGGGGGUCAAUUCUCACCGUUCAGGCCCAGCAGCAGCGAUCCGGAGCAGUUUAUCGUCUCAGACAACAAUGGAAAGCUCACGUUACUCCAAUACGACAGGGACCAGCAUCUCUGGGACAACGUUCCGUUUUUCACACCCGCACUCUCUACAACAGUUGAGUUCCGCUCGUAUACUACACAGAUCACGCUGACCGGUGCCGACAAACUACCACUUGGAAACACUGAGGUAUUGCUAAAGAGCUCUGGACACCUUAGGAUCACCGUCAAUGGGGUUGCAGUCGUCACAAAUCCAGAUAAGGCUGUAGCUGUGAGAACAGAUAGUUCAGGACAUAUCACGCUCAUCAUCCCGACGAGUGGGAUAGCUUCAUACGAGUUUAAUGUGAUUGGAGCACCUGGCGGGGAGUUGGAAGGCAGAUCUUGGGUUGUCGAUCCGACAGAGAAAGUCAAUAGGGUGCUUGAUAGCAUUCAUAACGCCAGUGACUUGAUGAAUGCCAGAUUGCAAUCCGGGGAGAAGCUAUUGGCGGGAACAAACCUCACGCAGAAUCAGAUUGAACAGGCUGCUAAAGCUAUCGAGGCCGUACAAAACGCUCGCAAGGAUAUCUUGAAUAAAAAGAGUUCUGAAAAGACGAUAGAGUUUGAGGGGAGGGUGCAGUACUCCGUUGCUGCUGCUCCUCCCACCCCAGCCACAGAGUCUAUGGUUGGUCCUGAGCCGGAAAGCAUUGUCCAAAAAGCUUCAAGCGGAGACGGCUUCGUGGACAUGGUUUGGGACGCCUGGUACUGGCUCGAAAGCAUGGCAUCCAAAGUGGUGUCUUGGUCAAUCCAAAAGUUGAAAGAAGGCGCCGCCUUCAUAGUGCAAAUUGGUGAGAAGGUUUACCGCUGGGUAAUGGACGGUUUAGCGCAGAUUGGCAAGGCGCUAUCUUGGCUCUUCGAAAAGGUUCUCGAGAUCGGCGAGAAGGUGAUUGAAUGGCUUGGCUUCAUAUUCAAUUGGGGCGACAUCAAGGCUACCAAGAACUCGAUCGUGCAUCUUACCAACAGCGCAAUUGAUUGUGGAGUGGGCUACAUAGACACACUUCAGAGCAAGGUAGACGUAUUCUUUGACGGGAUCAUCAUUCAGCUGGAGGAGUUCGCCGGCAAGUCACGGCCAGCGAGUAUAAAUAACGUUACUGCGAAUGGUGACUCCGGGGACGAGAAGCCGAAAAAUGCCAUCAACAGUGCAGGAGCAAACUGGGCGCAGUAUCAGUUUGUACACGGCGGUGGUGCAAGCGCAUCGGUCAUGCAAGGCAAGGAAGGCAAGCAAGGCAAGGCUACCACGCUCGAACAUCUCUGGUCAGAUGUGAUCGUUCCACUGGGGGAGACUCUCAAGGGUCUAGUAGAAGAUCUUGCAGAUCUUAUCUGCCGACUAUUUUUUUUCUCGGGUGAUAAGUCACUAUCGGUUGAUCAGGCAAUGGAGCAGAUUACGGGCGACAUCCUCAUCAAGCUUGUAGACGGUAUCCGGAAAGUCGCCGUCGGGAUCGUAGGAGUGGUAAAGUCCCUUGUCGAGGAAUUUAAAGAUUUAAUUAAUACCGAGAUCACCAUACCCGUCUUUUCCAGUCUCUACAAGAAUUUCCUCAGCGGAAAUGACCUUACAGUGCUGGACGGUAUUGCCCUGAUCCUCGCGAUCCCGAUCACCGUAAUUUACAAAAUCAUCGCCGGGCGAGCACCUCCGGAUAUGACGGGAGUAUCGUAUGGCCAAAUUAUCGACUGUUCAAUCAAAGACCAACAACAUCUCCUUGAGUUCAAUCAUUUCAGCAGUGUAACUAGCCUCGUGGGCAACGGAAUAGACGGCCUCCUCUCCACCUUAUCAAUAGCAACAAGCGCCGUACCAGCCAGGAGCACAUCCCUUAGCACAAAAACCGUAGGCUCAGCCGUCCUUGACAAGCCAAUGAAAGGUGCGGCAAAGGGAGGUGCUGGCGGUUCAGUAGAUGUCUCCAAGGGACAUUGGAAGGAUAUGCUAGGCGUAAUCUCCCGUCUCGCGAGUAUCCCCACCGACUCCAGUCUUCCGGCCUAUGAACUACGCUGGGUCUCUUGGGUAAUAUCUUGCUUAAAUACCAUCGUAGAGAUGGCGUCAAAGCAUAUUAACGCAGCGGCCUCGGUCGCUGUAGAGAGGGUGGUGGCGGUAAUUGAGGGUGCUCUGGCUGCUAUCAACUAUGCUCUUCUCGUGUCGGUCAAGACAAUCGAGUUCCAAACCGCCAGCUUCCCUGGUAAGAAUGAUACCUACGAAGCCUUGAAGCUUACCUCUGGCACAUUCGAUCUGUUAGGUGCUUUAAGCGACGGUAUUGAUCCUGCAACUAAGGGAUGGGCAGCGGUCUGUUCUGUAGCUACAAAAGCAAUAUCAUAUAGUAUCGAAGGUGGGGUGGUAGUAGCAAAAAUAAGCGAUGGAGAGUUUAACGAAAUCAUCGCCAAGGUUUUGUAA